Messenger RNA from Propithecus coquereli (Coquerel's sifaka), 1417 nucleotides. It is a transcript of the gene AMBN, whose product is annotated as ameloblastin (enamel matrix protein). Gene Ontology annotation, molecular function: structural constituent of tooth enamel. The transcript has 12 exons. Gene Ontology annotation, biological process: odontogenesis of dentin-containing tooth. NCBI's taxonomy places the organism in Eukaryota, Metazoa, Chordata, Mammalia, Primates, Indriidae. The coding region runs from base 92 to 1417 and encodes 441 amino acids. The record is from RefSeq and is a predicted model, not a curated record.
AGCAAGUCCCACGCACACGCCAGAAAAAAUUUUAAUCUUCUUUUCCUGGAACUAUCUUGGUUGGCAUCGUCAGGCCCUGAGAGCACAGUGCAUGUCAGAAUCUAAGAUUCCACUUUUCAAAAUGAAGGACCUGGUGCUGAUUCUGUGCUUCCUGCACAUGAGUGUCGCGGUGCCGGUGUUUCCGCAGCAAUCUGGGAUCCCAGGCAUGGCUAGUUUGAGCCUUGAGACAAUGAGACAGUUGGGAAGUCUGCAGGGAUUAAACACACUUUCUCAGUUUUCUAGAUAUGGCUUUGGGAAAUCAUUUAAUUCUUUGUGGAUGAAUGGUCUCCUCCCGCCACACUCCUCUUUCCCAUGGAUGAGACCAAGGGAGCAUGAAACUCAACAAUAUGAAUAUUCUUUGCCUGUGCAUCCCCCACCUCUCCCAUCACAGCCAUCGCUGCAGCCUCAACAGGCAGGACUAAAACCUUUCCUCCAGCCCACUGCUGCAAACGCCAUCCAGGCCACAGAACAGAAGGGAGGGCCUCAGCCUCCGAUGCGCUUGGAACAGCUGCCCUUGCAGGAAGGAGAACUGCCUGCGAUUCAGCAGCAGGUGGCACCGUCAGACAAGCCACCAAAGCCUGAGGUACUUCCUUUCUCUGAAGUCAGAUCAGGAUCACUCUCUAUCCUAAUAAAAGACCAAUUCGCAGGCAAAUCCCUCCCAACAGUGGAUUUUGCUGAUCCACAAGGUCCAACAAUAUUCCAAAUAGCCCGUUUGAUAGCUCGGGGACCAAUGACACAAAAUAAACAAUCUCCACUUUACCCAGGAAUGUUUUACAUGUCCUAUGGAGCAAAUCAAUUGAAUGCCCCUGGCAGACUUGGCAUCAUGAGUUCAGAAGAAAUGGCCGGAGGGAGAGGAGGCCCCAUGGCCUAUGAAGCCAUGUUCCCAGGAUUUGGAGGCGUGAGGCCCAGCCUUGGGGGACUGCCCCACAAUCCAGCCAUGGGUGGGGACUUGACUCUGGAAUUCGACUCCCCGAUGGCUGCAACCAAAGGCCCAGAGAAGGGAGAGGGGGGUGCACAAGACUCCCCCAUCCUGGAAGCCAACCCAACCAAUCCGGAAAACCCAGGUCUCCUUCCAGAGCUGGCCCCUGAUGCCCACGCAGGGCUCCUGGCUUUCCCUGAGGACAAUGACCCCAGCUUGGCAAGGGGCCCCGCGGGGCAGAGGAUGGGACCUCCCGGUGUCACCCCAGCAGCCGCUGAUCCACUGAUGACCCCUGAAUUAGCUGAUGUUUACGAGACCUACGGAGCUGACAUGACCACACCCCUGGAAGCAGCCACAGACACCACGAUGACCCCAGACCCUCAGGAAACUUCCAUGCCAGAAAACAAAGCCCAGCAGCCCCAGAUCGUGCACAAUGCGUGGCAUUUCCAAGAGCCCUGA